Diaporthe amygdali is the source of this 876-nucleotide messenger RNA. RefSeq lists its product as uncharacterized. NCBI's taxonomy places the organism in Eukaryota, Fungi, Ascomycota, Sordariomycetes, Diaporthales, Diaporthaceae. The record is from RefSeq and is a predicted model, not a curated record. Gene Ontology annotation, molecular function: oxidoreductase activity. The coding region runs from base 1 to 876 and encodes 291 amino acids. The transcript has a single exon.
AUGUCUACUCACCCUAAAGUCUUUCUUAUCACGGGCUGUUCCUCCGGUCUGGGGUACUCUCUUGCCAAGGCAGCCAUCGCAGCCGGCCACAAAGUCAUCGCAACCUCACGGAACCCCUCCAAAACACCCGACAAGGUCGCCGAAAUCACCUCCUUGGGUGGGAUCUGGGCCACAUUGGACGUGUCAUCAUCAUCUUUGGAAAGCCAGUUCCAAGAUACGAUCCUGCCCUUGGUCCACGGCAAGAUUGACGUCCUCAUAAACAACGCCGGCAUUGCCGGCGGGUCCGUCUUCGAGGACUUCGAGAUAGACCUCGCGAGGGCAAUCUUCGAGACGAAUGUUUGGGGUAUCAUGAGGCUCAGCAGGCUCCUCGUCCCACUGAUGAGGGCCCAGGGAGGUGGCACGAUUGUCAACAUCUCCAGCACCACGGCGGUCUACCCGAUGCCCACGAUCGCGGUGUAUUCCGCAAGCAAGGGUGCAGUGGACGCCUUCUCGACGGCACUGGCAGCAGAAGUCGCCCACUUGAACAUCCGCCUGCUCAUCGCCACCCCCGCGGGAAUCCGCACGCCUUUCGUAGACAAUAGCAUCAGCGCCAGCAAGGAUGCUUCGCUGAGGCCGGAGUACAAAGACGCCGCGCUGGAGUCUAUGCUAGCUAUGGUGCAUGACCCGAAGAGCUACAAGAUUGAUCCCGAUCGGGCGGCAAUAGUAAUUGUGCAGGCUGUGGAUGGUACAGGCCCGUUCGAGGACAAGGGAUCCGACUUUCUCAGGGUUCCGCUCGGCGAAGACACGCUGGGUAUGUUGCAGGGACGGAUUGGAGAGUUGAACACGGCUGUUCAUAAUUUCUCGGAUGUCGCUAAGAGUGUUGAUUUUGAGACUUGA